AUGGGGCACCGCGUCGGCACACACCGCAAAAACAGCAAAAAAUCCAACACUCCGCCAUCAGUCAAAGUUCAAACCAUCAUGCAACUCCGCCAAAGAAAUCAACCGUCUUCCAGCAAUCAACAAACUCGCAACGAGCCAAAAUCUCCAACCCCUUCGUCCGUAUCUAUAAACUUGGAAGACAGCUGGAACAGCAAUGGGUCUAUACUCUCUCACUCACUCACUCAGGAAUCAAGCCUUCAUCAAGUUGUAAAAACCAUUCAAAAAAACCCAGCAUCUACUUCAAACAAAAUUCAUGUAUCAAAUAAAACUCAAGCCAACCCAAACCUAUCAGGAGAUUCACUUCAAUCAUCAACCAUAGAAGACGACGAAAGCAGUCACCAGUCCUCUAUAAUCGACCGCCAGCACAUUCCACUACAAAACACCACUGUUCGCUUCCCGCCAAUUUUCGUUCAAACUCGUCCAAGUCUUCCAUGGCACAAAAUCGCCAAGGAGUUGUUCAAACUAGAAGGUCUCGAGAAUAUCUCUGCAAAAAUUACAUCUACUCCUUCACAAAUUAAAAUCAACUGUCCUGACGAAAAAUCAUUCCGUACCGUCCAAAAGUUCCUGGAUGCAAACCAGGAGACCAUAGAGUACUUCUCUUUUCCUGUACAUGAAGAAAGAUCCCUGAAAAUAGUCAUCAAAGGAAUCCCCCUUGAGGUAACCGACACUGAGCUAUCAGACGAACUCACCAUGCUAGGCUACCAACCGCAAUUGGUCAGAGGUUUCCUAAAAAACGGAAAAAGGAUUCCCAUACACAUGGUCUCAUUAAAAAUGACAGAAAACGCGAAAGACAUCUAUAAUAUCGGUGACAUUCUCUUUGUAAGAGUCAAAAUUGAACCGUAUAAAAAUUCUGGGCCUGCUCAGUGUUUCAACUGUCAACAAUUUGGCCAUUCUUCGCUGAACUGCAAUCAAACCCCACGAUGCGUAAAAUGUGGUAAAGAGCACUCCACCAAAGAGUGUACUAAGCCCAAAACAGAUAAAGCUACCUGCUGCAACUGCGGAGGGGAACAUACUGCCAAUUACCGAGGUUGCCCUCACUACAUUGAAAAGCACAAACCAAAACCCAUUCCCAACAGCGUACGUGCUGUGAACAUCGCACAUCAAUCUGCCCUGCCUUCUCCACUCACCGCACCUCAACCGCCAAAUGCCCAUCAAACUACCUCCGUAACUUACUCUGAAAUAGUAAAAUCUCACUCCUCAAAUCCCACCGAACCUGCUGUUACAAUGACGCAAAUACUUAGCAUUAUCAAAAAACUACUUGGAACCAUUCAAAAAUGUCCAGAUUCAAACUCAAAAGACGCUAUUCUGAAUACAGUCAUGUCAAUUCUCAACUCCAUUCCUGAAAAUCAUCAUGUCUAA
This is a messenger RNA of Macrosiphum euphorbiae (potato aphid), 1398 nucleotides long. NCBI's taxonomy places the organism in Eukaryota, Metazoa, Arthropoda, Insecta, Hemiptera, Aphididae. The record is from the annotation of a GenBank genome assembly.